Balaenoptera musculus (blue whale) is the source of this 4037-nucleotide messenger RNA. RefSeq names its product EMAP like 2 (gene EML2). Gene Ontology annotation, biological process: microtubule cytoskeleton organization. Lineage: Eukaryota; Metazoa; Chordata; Mammalia; Artiodactyla; Balaenopteridae. The transcript is spliced from 22 exons. Gene Ontology annotation, molecular function: microtubule binding. The coding region runs from base 1159 to 3732 and encodes 857 amino acids. Gene Ontology annotation, cellular component: mitotic spindle. The record is from RefSeq and is a predicted model, not a curated record.
GUAGGCACGAUAUGACCCCCCACUUUCCAGAUGUGGAAACUGAGGCUCAAGGUCACAAUCAGAAACUGGUGCAGUCAGGAUUCAAACCCAGACCAAUUUGGUUCCAAAGCCCUGGGCUUCCAAGGCCUGCUUGUGUCCAGAGGCAAAUCUCUUCUGCUUUGGGCUCACUUCCCACCGCUAUAAGGCAUGUUCUGGGUCAUUUCUAGGUGCUGACCCUCAAUGGAGACUUGGAGAAGGUGGUCCAGUAUUGUUUAAGUCCAUUGUCAGCUUUUCUACCCUCCCCUCUCCCCCCAACUUCGGAGGCGGCUCCGACUGACACCGCCAGCCAUCCAGGCAUCACAGCUGGGCCUUUGUCAAAACCCGGACUGGAUAAUAAGGUUGUGGGAGAUGAACGCUGUAGGGGAGGAGCUAAGGGCCUGGGGCGGCCAAUAGGAAAGUGGAAGGAAAGGUUAGGGAGGGACUAACAGACUUGGGGGUAGGGGUAUAAACUUAAGGGGCGGAGCCAAUCCUAUCAGGAGGCUGAGUCAAGGGCUCUGGGCCAAGAACCAUCGCCCUGAGAUGCUUAGGGGGCGGUGCCAAAAGCUCUGGGGGCGGGAAUAGAACUUUAACUCCCCCCUCAGGAUUCUGGGGGUGGAGCUAAGAGCCCUGGGGGCGGGCGUAGAUAGAAUAAACAAGAGUUCUAAGAAAUGAGCUAGAAUAAGAGUUCCAGGGCGGAGCUAGUGGAUAUCUGGGCGGAUUUGAGACUCUGGGGUCAGGCUCUAGUCUUGCAAGGUGGCUUCUCGAAAAUCCAGUAAAAGAUUAGGGAGGUUUGCGGGGUGUGUGGUGUCUUCUUCCACCCUAUCUUCCUCUAAGAGCCGGGGGCUAUGCUUCAGGCUGAAAAGCAGAGAAGGCCCUGCCCCUUCCAAACCUUCUGCAUUCCUAUUGGCGGAGGGGGCCUGCGAGACAGGCUCUCAUUGGUCCUGAACAGGCGAGGGUGUCUAGAGAGAAUACGCGCCUGUUGUGGGCGGGACCAGACAGUACCGAGGGGUAUCUCGGGUCAGCCAAUCCCGGCCCGAAGAUUGUGUUGGGGGGCCUGGCAGGGGGUGUCCCGACAGCCCCCCCCCCUUUCUGGGCAUCCUGGGGGAUGACCCCGGUGCCAGGCCCGGCGUCGGCCGCCUGAUGCCGGGCGGGCCGAGCCGGGGAUGCUGGAACGAAGGGCGUUGCUAUGGCAACGGGAGGCAGGGCCUGGGGGGGGGAGCCCAGGCCCGAGCUGGGGCCGGGGGGGCUGGCGGUGGCUGUGGCGGGGCGAUGGCGGAGCGCGGCCCGGCCUUCUGCGGCCUCUACGACACGUCCUCCCUGCUUCAAUACUGCAACGAUGACAAUUUGUCGGGCACGAGCGGGAUGGAGGUGGACGACCGCGUGUCGGCGCUGGAGCAGCGGCUGCAGCUGCAGGAAGACGAGCUGGCGGUCCUAAAGGCCGCGCUGGCUGACGCGCUGCGUCGCCUGCGGGCAUGCGAGGAGCAAGGCGCUGCUCUGCGAGCGCGGGGCACCCCCAAGGGCCGGGCGCCUCCGCGCCUAGGCACCACAGCCUCGGUGUGUCAGCUCUUGAAAGGCCUUCCCACCAGGACGCCCCUCAAUGGCUCGGGACCCCCGCGGCGCGUGGGCGGCUAUGCCACGUCCCCAUCCUCCCCCAAAAAGGAGGCGACCUCCGGGCGCAGUGCCCGCCGCUACUUGUCACCAGAGCGCCUCGCCUCAGUGCGCCGCGAGGACCCCCGCAGCCGCACCACAUCCUCUAGCAGCAAUUGUAGCGCCAAAAAGGAAGGCAAAACCAAAGAAGUUAUCUUCAGCAUGGAGGAGGGCUCCGUGAAAAUGUUCCUGAGGGGCCGCCCCGUGCCCAUGCUGAUCCCUGACGAGCUGGCACCCAGCUACAGCCUGGAUACACGCUCCGAGCUGCCUUCCCGCCGUCUCAAGCUGGACUGGGUCUAUGGCUACCGCGGCCGAGACUGCCGGGCCAACCUUUACCUGCUGCCCACAGGGGAGAUAGUGUACUUCGUGGCCUCUGUGGCCGUGCUAUACAAUGUGGAGGAGCAGAGGCAGCGGCACUACCUGGGACACAAUGAUGACAUCAAGUGCCUGGCUGUCCACCCUGAUAUGGUCACCGUCGCCACUGGACAGGUGGCAGGCACCACUAAGGAGGGGAAGCCACUGCCGCCCCACGUGCGCGUCUGGGACUCUGUUUCCCUCUCCACCUUACACGUGCUGGGCCUGGGGGUGUUUGACAGAGCUGUGUGCUGUGUGGGCUUUUCCAAAUCUAAUGGGGGCAACCUCCUCUGUGCGGUAGAUGAGUCCAACGAUCACAUGCUUUCUGUGUGGGACUGGGCCAAGGAGACCAAGGUGGUAGAUGUCAAGUGCUCCAAUGAGGCCGUGCUGGUGGCCACCUUCCACCCCACAGACCCCACCGUGCUCAUCACCUGCGGGAAAUCCCACAUCUACUUCUGGAACCUAGAAGGGGGCGGCCUGAGCAAGCGGCAGGGCCUCUUUGAGAAACACGAGAAACCGAAGUACGUGCUGUGUGUGACCUUUUUGGAGGGUGGCGAUGUGGUCACCGGGGACUCUGGGGGGAACCUCUAUGUCUGGGGCAAAGGUGGGAACCGUAUCACACAGGCCGUGCUGGGUGCCCACGAUGGCGGCGUGUUUGGGCUCUGCGCCCUGCGGGACGGGACGCUGGUGUCAGGAGGGGGCCGCGAUCGGCGGGUGAUCCUCUGGGGUCCCGACUACAGCAAGUUGCAGGAGGCGGAGGUCCCCGAGGACUUCGGCCCCGUGCGCACCGUGGCAGAGGGCCGGGGCGACACGCUGUACGUGGGGACCACCCGCAACUCCAUCCUGCAGGGCUCUGUCCACACUGGUUUCUCGCUGCUCAUCCAGGGCCACGUGGAAGAGCUGUGGGGCCUGGCCACACACCCCAGCCGGGGACAAUUUGUGACAUGUGGUCAGGAUAAGUUGGUGCAUCUGUGGAGUGUGGAGUCCCACCAGCCCCUGUGGAGUAGGAUCAUUGAGGACCCUGCCCACUCUGCUGGCUUCCACCCCAGUGGCUCUGUCCUGGCCAUUGGCACGGUGACUGGCAGAUGGUUGCUGCUGGACACAGAGACCCAUGACCUGGUGGCCAUCCAUACAGAUGGGAAUGAACAGAUCUCAGUGGUCAGCUUCUCUCCAGACGGGGCGUACCUGGCCGUGGGCUCCCACGACAACUUGGUGUACCUGUACACGGUGGACCAGGGCGGCCGCAAGGUCAGCCGCCUGGGCAAGUGCUCGGGCCAUUCCAGUUUUAUCACCCACCUGGAUUGGGCCCAGGACAGCAGCUGCUUCGUCACCAACUCUGGGGACUACGAGAUUCUGUACUGGGACCCAGCUACCUGUAAGCAGAUCACUACUGCAGAUGCUGUGAGGAACGUGGAAUGGGCCACGGCUACUUGUGUCCUGGGUUUUGGCGUGUUUGGGAUCUGGUCUGAGGGAGCAGAUGGUACUGACAUCAAUGCCGUGGCCCGUUCCCAUGAUGGGAAGUUGCUGGCUUCAGCUGAUGACUUUGGCAAAGUCCACCUGUUUAGCUACCCCUGCUGUCAGCCUCGAGCUCUCAGCCACAAAUACGGCGGACACAGCAGCCAUGUGACAAAUGUGGCCUUCUUGUGGGAUGACAGUGUGGCCCUGACCACAGGGGGCAAGGACACCAGCGUGCUGCAGUGGCGGGUGGUCUGACCUGGCGGGUGGGGGGGUUCCCAGGAACAUGGGGCUCAGGUAGAGUCAGGUGUCAGGGUUGGAAUUCUAUUUUCGGGAGAUGUCUAUUGCCGAGUAGAGUAAUAUAUACCCAGAGUAUGUCUAUAGCAAAGGGGGUUACGGGGGUGGGAGGGUGGACUGACAGACAGAAGUCUCUAUUUAUUGGGGUGGGAAAAGGGGUCACAUUGCUUUGGGGGAGGCAUUAGGGUGUUUGGUUUGGGGUGUUUUUUAAGUUUAUUAUUUUAUAUCAUCCGGAAAUAAAAACACGUGCACUGAGGUGGAGUGUC